Vanderwaltozyma polyspora DSM 70294 is the source of this 1665-nucleotide messenger RNA. It is a transcript of the gene NOC4, whose product is annotated as ribosome biosynthesis protein NOC4. NCBI's taxonomy places the organism in Eukaryota, Fungi, Ascomycota, Saccharomycetes, Saccharomycetales, Saccharomycetaceae. The transcript has a single exon. Gene Ontology annotation, cellular component: nucleolus; Noc4p-Nop14p complex; small-subunit processome. Bases 1 to 1665 code for a protein of 554 amino acids. Gene Ontology annotation, biological process: ribosome biogenesis. The record is from RefSeq and is a predicted model, not a curated record.
AUGUCGUUGUCUAUGGAAGAUAUUAAAAAAAAUUCCAAACUAAUUGUCGCUAGUGAUGAUAAGACAAAUUAUAAUUUUAUUGUCAAACUUAUUAAAGAAUUAACAAUAAAUGAUGAAAAUAUAGUUGAUGAACAAUACUGGGAAGGAAAUGAACAAAAAUUAAGAUUUGUUGUUGUAUCUUUGUUCCAGAUAUUUAAGAAGCUUUUUAAUCGUAAUGAAAUUACAAUGAAGAAAUCUAAAUCAACAGAAAUAAUGCAAUUCAGAGAUUGGUGUAAGAAGAUGUUUGAAUCUUUUAAGAAUUGCUUGUUAAAUAUCAUCCAAAAUAUUCCAUUCGAAACUUCCAUCUCCUUAGAUUGUUUAGAUAUUUACAUGCAAUUAUUAGAACUUGAAUCAGAAUAUUUCUCUUCAGGUGAAGAUGAUCCAUAUUUCCCAAAUAUAUCAUUUAGAAAAUUAUUAACUGCUAUUUGGAACUCAAAUUUUCAAGAUGAAGAAUCAGAAAAUGGCCAAUCCAUAAAUAGCAUUGUAAUUGAAUUCACCAAUAGUUAUUAUAAAAAAUUUGCUGAUAUACAAUUUUAUUUUCAAGCAGAGUUAAACAAGUUUCUAUGUGAUGAGAACGAAAAAGUUAAUUAUACCACCAUUAAUGGUGUAGGGAAAUGGAUGACUAUUGUAAACCAUGAUGUUCAUUGUUCAAAUACAAAUGAAGAAGACUCGUUGGAAGUUUUUGUUUCAAACCCUCCAAAGAUUGUUGAAGAUAUUUCAAAAUUUAAAGCGAAUUUCGAAAGUAAUUGGCUACAUAUGCUAAAUUCAGAUUUAACAGUAGGCCAAUAUAAGUCCAUCUUAUUGGUUUUGCACAAAAGAAUUAUACCUAUUUUUAACACACCUUCCAAACUAAUGGACUUUUUAACCGAUUCUUAUAAUGUGAACAUAGGUAAAAAGGAUAAUAACAGUGGGUUAAUUCCAAUUUUGGCCUUAAACGGUUUAUUUGAAUUAAUGAGAUUAUUUAAUUUGGAAUAUCCUAAUUUUUAUCCAAAAUUAUACCAAUGCUUAGUUCCAGAUUUAAUGCAUGUCAAAUACAGAUCAAGAUUUUUUAGAUUAAUUGACUUAUUUUUAUCAUCAUCACAUUUAUCAACCCAUCUAAUAGCUUCUUUUAUUAAAAAGUUGGCUAGAUUAUCUUUAACUGCCCCACCUGCAGCCAUUGUUACAAUAAUUCCAUUCAUUUACAACCUACUGAGGAAGCAUCCAAAUUGUAUGAUCAUGUUACACAACCCAAUGUUUAUCGAAAACGCAUUUGCUACUGAUGAGGAAAGGAUGGCAUUAAGAGAACUGAAACUAAAUUAUAAAGAUUCAUAUGACGAUAGUGAAACUAAUCCAGAAUUAACAAAUGCUAUCAAUUCAUCUUUAUGGGAAAUUGUUACCUUGAUGGAUCAUUAUCAUCCUAAUGUGGCAACAUUAGCAAAAAUAUUCGCUCAACCUUUUAAGAAAUUAAAUUAUAAUAUGGAAGAUUUCCUUGAUUGGAGCUAUGAUUCUUUGUUAAGUGCUGAGUCAACUAGAAAAUUAAAGGUUUUACCUACUUUGGAAUUUGAAAGUUUUGAUCACAUUUUUGGUGAAGUUGAUGAAGAAAAGGGAGUUGAAACUGAAGCUUAUUUAGUUAGUAUAGAUUGGUAA